Ectocarpus siliculosus is the source of this 6723-nucleotide messenger RNA. NCBI's taxonomy places the organism in Eukaryota, Phaeophyceae, Ectocarpales, Ectocarpaceae. The record is from the annotation of a GenBank genome assembly.
AUGCGAUCGCAGGGGGAAGAACUAGAGACGGAGGUAGUUCAGAGCGAAACACAUUCUCCUUCGAAGAUCACGGCGGCAAUGGCGCCGCAGCCAAGCGCUUCCGGGCACGGCUCCCAUGCCGCCACUGCUUGCGUGGCCUCCACGGUGCCGGUCGUGAUAGACUGCUUCUCCAGGGACCGCCUCCGCGCUCCCGCUGAGGAUGUUCUCGCCAAGUUUGCCGUCGAGGAGCAGCUACCAGAUGUGCGCUCGAUCCUGGUUCACAAGCUGGUUCACCACGGUAUGGAGCACGAUGAGGCAUCUAUCAGACUGUGGAGUACGCUGGCACCUUCACGUCUCAUGGCACGAGGUCUGAUGGUGCUGGAGAAGCGAGAGUACGGGUCUCUCUUGAAGGGUCUGGUCGGGAGGAUGAGAGACGUGGACGAAGACGUAGUGGACGCGGCGGCGGGCGCUCUCAGGAAGAUGUACAGCGCAGGGCCCACCACAGAAUCACCGGGAGGUACGAGCACCAACGGAGCGGCGAAGACAAUAGGGUUAGAACCAGCUGCACCGUCAGCAUCAAUCUCAACAGCGCGACGGUCCAACAAGGAAAGCAGCACAACACUCGGCAGCAGCGGCAGCAGCAGCAGACUCGUUCCAUCAUCAAACGGUAGCCUCAACACAAGCACCAACACCGGUGAGGCAACAGAGAAGUCAAUCCUUAAGAACAGCAUUAGCGUCGACAGCUUGGACAUCGACGGCCGUGGUAGCCGGAGCAGGGGAAAAACCGCGCAACUCCACGAUCACCAUGCCCAACACGAACGAAAGCACCCCGCGCUGGUUGCCUCUCCGACGAGGCCAGUCCUUGCCGACCCGGCGGCCACCGAAGUGCCGGUGACGCUCGGUGGCGAGGAAGAGUUUGGAUCCUGCGCCGCUUUCGCCGAGCCAAAGCUUGGCAAGGCAAGAACGGGACGAUCGGGAGGGGAAGACGGGACAGGAGCAGCGGUGCUCGGUACCAGCGGUGGCCGUGACCGUGAGAGGGGAGACCGAAAUGACGGAGAAGCAACGGCGGCAGUUCAGCCCCCGUCUCGGCCGGAUGCUAGCCCUAUGAGCAAGGCAGGGGCGACGAUUCCGCACCCGCCAGACGCCGGGAGGUCAGAGGCGAAGGAGAAGCAUUCAGCGACAGCAGAACGGAAGGCGUCUGUCCCAGCCACCGUGUCAACGCCCACAAAAACGUGUUCGUUGUCCCCUCCACGACCAGGAGAGUCAACCGCAAACCUGUCCCCCAAGACGGCAAUGGCAGGUCCUUCAGCAACAGCGGAACAAUGUCAUCGUCAUUCGUCGGCUGCUAAAACCUACUCCGCCACAACCACCGUCAGGGCCAACGACGAAGACAACGUCAUGAGCACCGUCGAUUCAUCGCCAAUUCUUCGGGAAUUGCUACGCACCCUUGUCGAAGUCGAAGCAGCUGCAGCAGGACGGGGAGCAAAGACCGGCGGUAGCGGCAGCAGAUCUCCGGUCGACAAGCCGCCGGCGAAGUUCGAGGGAGUGGCGGCCGUCGAUUGGACCGCGUCGGGGACGUCAGGGGUGCGGCGGCGAAACAGGGUAAGGGCAAUGGAGACCGCUAAAACAAUGGCCUCGAAGGAGACGAUGCUUGCCGCGGGCGGGGAUGGGGGAGCAAUGCAGGAUUCGGAAUCAACGAGAACGCCCACUCUCCCGCCGCCGCCGUUCUCGCCACCGACUGGAAUGAUGGAAGAUAUCCUCGUGGUGAUGUUGCGCCUGACCGACGACCCAGACUUUAAAAUUGCCCUGCUAUCCCUUCAGACCAUACACGGUUUCGUGCUUGCCGUUCGGGAGCACAUACAAACGCACCUGGAUCUCCUCAUCCCGCCUUUGAUCGUGAAACUCGGGGAUCACAAGGUCGCUGCGAGGCACCACGCGAUGUUGGUCCUGUCCGCCGUCGUGCGCGUCUCGGGGCUUGCCUCCGCCACCCCGCGCCUGCUGCUGGCGCGGGAGGGUCUCCUCUCUGCCGGCUGGCGCGCUAGGGAGAGCGUGGCAAAGCUAGUGAUUGCUGGCCUGCUAUUCUGGCAGCCGACGUCUCCGUCAUCGGUGGAUCCCGACGCUUUGGGGUUGUCAGCGGGUCGUGGCGUGGCAGGAGAGAAGCUGGGCCGCGGGAGGGGGGCGUUCAUGGGCGGAAACGGCGGCGAACGCUUGACAGAAGACGAACAUCAGAGUGGGGCGAGGAGACCGGGCAGAGGAGAGGGCGGGAGCGCCGGGAGUGGCAACGGCGACGACAGCAAGAGGAGGCAUUUGCAUUCCCCGAGUCAAUCGCCGGCGAUGCCUCUAAGGGGAGCACACGGUUGUGGCCGCCGGAGAAACGGUGAUGCGGCGUUGAUGUCGACUGCGGAUAAGGAGCAGCUCGUGCGUGAUGUGGGGUCAUUGCUGGCGGACGAAAGGCCAGAGGUUCGACGUGCUGCCGUGGAGGCGCUCGCUGUGGCCGCCAGCAUGUGGGGUGCAAACGACAUAGACGUGCUUCGAGUGUUAGAGAGAGCGGAGCUUUUCAGGUCAAAUGAAUCGCGGCGCCGUGUGGCGGCCCGGCUACACGACUCGACGUCCUCGCUUCCGAGUGUCGGUCCUGACGGAAUCGUCAACUUCGGCGCUGGCCUCACGACGCACUUGUCACCUGCCCACGCUAGACGGGAGCGGCCGGUGAUGGCGGCGGUGGAGCUGUCGACGAGCUCGGAGCAGGAGGCUUUGGAGAGCAGGUGCGGUCAUGAUGGCAGGGACGUCAAUGGCAACGACCACCACAGCGGUGGAAUAAGGGGAGGGACGUCCGCGCUCCGCUGCUGGACGAGCAACGAGGCCGGCGAACGGGAAGAGGUUACUCCGUGGAAACCCCACCAAGGUGUGAGUGACAGCGAUAGGGGAGGACGGGGAAAGGAGUUGAGUGACGUGGGAAGCGGUGGCCAGAGUCAGGGUCAAGGGAUGGAAAACAACGGCGGCGGAGCCCGUGGCGGCAACCGUGCAGGCCGCGAGGGUGAAGGGAGACACCGUGGGCGCGAGGCGCAAAGCUACCGGCGGACAAGAAUCGCAAGCGACGAGGAGGAGAGGGGAGGGACGGAAUCGGACCCGGCGUUGUCGCCCAACAACCGAGGGGGUAGGGGUGGCGCUAGCGGUCCGCGUCGCCGCGUGUCUUCGCCGGUGCUAGGCACAAACCGCGGAAGGACCGACGGCGGAAAACGCCAAGGGGGUGGUGGUGACCACACCUAUAUCCCGUCAUGGGCGGAUAAAACCGGCGACGAGCCGCAAGUCCCCGGCGAGAACCGUUCCUACGACGCGCAACACAAGCCAGAUAGGAUCGGGCGCGGGCAGCCUUCCAUACGGAAACCGUCUCCUUCCGGAGUUGACAGCGAGGACGAUCGAGAAGCCGAAAGCACCCGGGGCGAAGUCGGCGGCGCCGGCAGCGGCAGGCAUGCCCAACACGGGACCCACGAGCGCCGGCGGGACCGGCGGGGGAGGGGACCCGAAGGUGGGAGCUCCGGCCCAGGAGCAAGUCCGGAGUGGCAACAUCAGUACCACAACAGAGGCCACAGGAGACGGGGAAGUCCGCGGGAGGGGACGGACGGCAGCGAGGAGGAGUUGUGGAAGGGGGGCCAGUGGGAUAACAUCCCCAGGAUGGGCCGCACCAUUGACGUCGGAAGGAGAACCGGAGGAGACGACGGAGAGGGAGGGGUAUGGCGGGGGGGCGAGAGAGAUGAAUGCUCAGGUCGUCGCCCGGUGGUGGUGGACCCUGAUCUAUUGUCUACCCUGAAGCGCGGGGGCUCGAGAAACGCAAAGGCGAGCCGGCGAGCGGUCAGUGCCGCAGCUGGGGGAGGCGGAGGCGGCGAAGCUCUUGAGAGCGGCGCCGGACGUCGGGCAAGCGGGGGUGGUCCAGCCUCCCUCUCGCACGACGGGGGCGAGGGUCGAUCGAGGUCGAGGCCGAAGGGCGGGGAACCUGCCGAGCCUACAACGCCCGUGCCUGUCGGGAGGUACGAUGACAUGGGCAGGCGAAGCCACAUGGAGACCACCGUUCAGCAGCCCUUGCCGCUGUCCCUCAGAAAAAGGGCGGGAGGCGUUUCCGGGAGGCGGGGAUCAGGGGGAGGACUCGGUACUGAGACUUUCGUUACAGGAAUCGACGUCGACAUCCAGGACGGUGGUAGCGGCAGCAGCAGGCAUGGGGAGUUGGCGGAGUCACCGCUCGGGGGUCCCGAACCCGAAGGAGAGCGACGGCGAGGCUUCUACAACCAGACGGGGGUUUCGUCGGCAACCAGGCGGCGGAGGGAGAGGCGGGAAGCGGGGGAAAGGAACGCCGAGAACGAGAGGAAGCUCCGCGCCGGCGUCGAAUGCGACGCUACCGGCCGCAACGACGGACGCCACGCGACCGAGGACAGACCGGCGGGGGAGGGCAGUAUUACCGGCGGGGAUGGCCGUGGCCGUGGCAAGAGAGGAGGGCAGCGCAGGGUUAGGCUGUCAUCGCCGCCGACGCCACCGCUGGGAGGGGGACGGGCUACGGUUGUCCCGCCGUCGCCAAGCGCUGCGCUCAACAAGCCAGACUCGUUCGACUACCUCACGGCCGAGGAUAUCCGACCGUCUCCCAACCCCAGCCAGGAGCUGCAGAGGGCAAUGGCAUCGCUCCCUCGAGACGGCUGGCCCGAGAUCUUCCACACCCUCAACUCCGUCCGGCGGCUGGCGACCCACCACACGCCCCUCCUCGGCUCGCAGUCCCACCUGCACGCCCUUGUCAGGGACGUGCUCGGGCAGUCCGAGAACCUUCGAUCUCAGGUGGCGAAGAACGCGCUUUUGACCCUGGCCGACCUUUGGCGAGGCCUGGGGGACACCCUGGACCCGGAGCUCCCCAUGGUGUGCCCGAUUCUGGUGAAGAAGAUGGCCGACAAGGUCGAUUUUCUCGCCGAGGCGGCGCGUGAGUGUGUCGACGAGGUCGUCGCUACCGCCACGGAAUCCCGAGCGCUGUCCGCCUUCCUCGCCUGCGGGAGCCACCGUAGCCCGGCCGUCCGCGCCAAGUCCGCGUUGGCAGUCCUUCUCUGCGUGAGGCGGAGGUGCUGCCACCCCACCAGCAGAACGGCGCCAUCGCCGUUGUCUGGAGCGGCUUCAUCGCGCAGGAGUGGUGUUAGGAUCGACAAGCGCAAUGGCGGCGGUGGUGGGGCGGGGCAUGCUGGAAGGAUGGGGGCUAGGGAGAUGGACCGGCUCCUGUCUGCGCUGCCGAGGUUUCUCCAGCGCGGAAUUGUGCUUCGAGGGUCCGUGUCGAUGGAUGGGAAUCAGGAGACACGACACCAUGCUAAGGCUGUCGUCACCGUCCUCAUGAACACGGGCGAGGUGGGCGAGGCUCGGCUCCGAAGAGAAAUUCCUCCCCCGAUACUGGAACGACUUCAGCGGGAGCUGCUGAACUCUUCCCUGCCGUCGGGCCCGGGCUUCACCGCUACGAAUUCUGAUGCCGCUUCCGCCACCCCCUAUUCUGCGGGGUCGUCGUUCUCCUCCCCUUCCUACCUGAAUCGAAGCGGUCGCAACGACGUAGGCGCCAGAAUCAGCCGCAGACUCGGCGCCACAGGACCCGUGCCUUCAUCAAGUGGGCCCGGGGUCUCUUCGCCUGCAAGCAGCUUUUCCCCGACGGCAGGGCGCCGCGGUGGAAGCGGUGGCGUCGGCGAUGGCAACAGAGACCUUAGAAGAAGGCGUGCAGAGGGCGCCGGGAGCGGCGGCGGGGGCGGAGGUAGGGGUGAGGAGAGGUGGGUCGCCGCCGCGCCUGGCGAAAGCUGGCGGCGAGAGCACGAAGGUGCGCGAGGCGAGCUUGGUGACAGCGAUGAUGAUGAUGGGUGCGGCAGUGACUUCGCGGGGGGGCUGGGGAUGGGGUCGUUGUCCUCUCCCCCGCAUCGCGCGUCACCUUCGGUACCUCGAUCGAGAAACUGGGCUGGGAGGUAUCCGGCUGAAGGUCACGCCGAUACCGCCAGGGAAGAACAGCGGCAACGACAGCAAGACGCCGCAGCGCGAUAUCACCCGCGACUGCAACGGGGAGCGGGCGAUCCAAACGACAAGACCACCACCACCACCCCGGCAAGGGCGACUUCGAUUUCUUCGCCGGGGAAGGGAGGUAUCGGCGAACGGGGCGGCGGAGGCGGUCGCAGCAGCAGCGCAAAGAGGCGUUCGAGCAAAGCCAAAGUGUUUCAUUGUCGGGAAGCGGAACUGCUGCCAGAGGUGUACGCCCGCUUGGACUCGGGGGACUGGAGGGAGCGUCUGAAAGGGCUGGAAGAGGCCACUUCUCUGCUGGAGGAGCACGGGAACAACCUCCAUGCCGCCGGGAAGUCGGCUAGGCUCGUCGACCGCGUUGCGGACUUACUCUCCGAUGGAAAUUUGAAGGUGAACUUGCUUGCCCUCGAGGGGGUGGUGCGGCUAGGAGCGAGCAUGGGGAGCAAGCUCGAGCCGGUGGUCAACACGCUGGUCCCCGCGGUGUGCAAGAACCUGGCCUCUUCGAACCAACAGCGGGUUGCGUUGGCCGAGGAAGCGCUCGACGCGCUGUGCGAGGCCGUCGACCCCUGCCUCUUCGUCCAGCCUGUGGCCUCUCUUGCACAGUACGGCAACGCCCGCUUGAAGGUCCCCAUGUUGGCCUUCCUGAGGGAGAUUACGCCAGAAGUCGGAGACGUCAAGCCGAUCCUUCUCACAAAUAGUAUACCCCGUGCGAGAUUCGAAACUCAUUGA